Messenger RNA from Symbiodinium pilosum, 939 nucleotides. NCBI's taxonomy places the organism in Eukaryota, Dinophyceae, Suessiales, Symbiodiniaceae. The record is from the annotation of a GenBank genome assembly.
AUGAUGGCAUGUGCCGGCAACGCUGGAGAUGUUGGAAUGCGCAGGCACUUCAGAGUCUCCGCAGUGACCUCUGCAAGUUGGUACAGGUAUGCCUGCAUGGAGGCCGGGCGUUGGCCACAGUGCCUUUCCCUGCUGGAAAGCAUGCGCUCCGAGGAGGUGCAGCCGGACAGUAUUGCCCUGGCUUGCGCAGCUCAAGCCUGCCGCGAUGGCAGGAACCAGGCUGCGGCCAGUGAGAUCCAAGACGAAAUGCGGCAACGGAAGAUGGACUAUAACGUGGCCGAGAUCCUAAAUGAUGCGACGCUUGCCGUGGACUUCCCCGAGGUACGAAGCCCCGUGCCACUCGGGGCCCUGAGGCCAAUGGCACAGAAGGAGGUUCAGCUCUUCAAGUGGAUCAGGCAGCGUGCGACGCCUGGAGAUGUGCAAUCUGUGAUCAAGGUCAUCGAAGAGUUCGCGGAGGAGCGGAGUUGGCUGAAGAUCCAGGGUGAGCAAAAGAAAGAGCUGUUGGAGGCAACGUUGCGGCCAGAGGAUCGCAUCGUAGAGUUCGGCUGUUAUGUGGGCUACUCUUCCAUGGUCAUGGCACAGCGGCUGCGUGAGCUGGGCGGUCACGGAAGCGUCACCACAUGCGAGGUGGAUGCGGCUAAUGCUUACAUUGCCCGCGGCGUUUUGCAAUUUGCCGGAGUGGAGGGGGAGGUCCAAGUGCGCGUUGGGUGUGCUUGCGACUGGGUGGCCACUGGCCAGCUGGGCACCAUUGAUUUCUUGUUGCUGGACCAUCGUGGGACAAUUUACCAUGAGGAUCUACACGCAGCUGAGCCAAGUCUGUCAGACAAGGCUAUUGUUUUCGCAGAUAACGUACUCUACCCUGGUGCGCCGCUGUUUUUAAACUACAUCGACGUCCAGGAAUAUGCCAUAGAAAUCCACGAGCUGAAGGCCAUUUUGUGA